This is a messenger RNA of Diabrotica balteata, 1371 nucleotides long. Lineage: Eukaryota; Metazoa; Arthropoda; Insecta; Coleoptera; Chrysomelidae. The record is from the annotation of a GenBank genome assembly.
AUGUUAUUAACGUUUUUAUUAGCACUAAUAUGUGCUUCUCAAGCACAAUACCAAGCAGAUUGGGACAGUUUGGAUUCAAGACCUCUUCCAUCUUGGUACGAUGAAGCCAAAAUUGGUAUUUUUAUUCACUGGGGCGUUUUCUCAGUGCCAAGCUUCGGAAAUGAAUGGUUUUGGUCAGAAUGGAACGGGGGAGAUUAUGAUAUAACAAAUUACUUAAAAAAUUAUUAUCCUCCAAACUGGAAGUACCCAAAUUUUGCAAAGGACUUUACAGCUGAAUUUUACGAUCCCAACGAAUGGGCAGAGAUUUUUGCUAAUUCUGGAGCAAAAUACAUCGUUUUAACUAGUAAGCAUCAUGAGGGGUAUUGUUUAUGGCCAUCAAAAUAUUCCUACAGUUGGAAUGCUUUAGAUGUUGGACCAGGAAGGGAUGUUGUUGGUGAACUUGCAACAGCUGUAAGGGCUAAGGAUUUAAAAUUCGGUUUGUACCAUUCCUACUAUGAAUGGUUUAAUGAACUGUAUCUAGCUGACAAAGCCAAUGGUUUUCAAACAACAGACUUUGUAGACCGCAAGACGGAUCCAGAAUUAAGAGAAAUUGUAAACACUUACAAACCAUCCAUUGUGUGGUCUGAUGGUGAUUGGGACGCUCCAGACACUUACUGGAAAUCCAAGGAAUUCUUGGCAUGGCUGUACAACGAAAGUCCAGUUAAAGAUGAAGUCGUAGUAAACGAUAGAUGGGGAGCUGGAACUUCUUGUACCCACGGAGGAGUUUACGCAUGUUGGGAUAGAUUUAACCCAGGUACUCUUCAAUCACACAAGUGGGAAAAUGCAAUGACAAUCGAUUACAGAUCUUGGGGAUUUAGAAGAAAUGCUAAACUGUCUGAGUACAUGACCAUAGAAGCACUUUUGUACGAGUUGGUUUCUACUGUCAGUUGUGGAGGUAAUCUUCUGAUGAAUAUCGGUCCUACAAAAGACGGUGUAAUUGCACCUAUUUUCCAACAGCGUCUGCAAGAAUUGGGUACUUGGUUGUCAAUCAACGGAGAUUCUAUUAUAGUACAAGGCCAUGGACAUCACAAAACGAUACCUUGACAAAUGGGGUUUGGUUAUACCAGGAAAAAUUCUGAUGUAUAUGCCAUAAAUCUGCAAUGGCCUAAAGAUAAUACAUUGAAUUUGGAAUCGGCUGUUGAACUUUUUAGAAAUACAAAUACUGAGGUAUAUUUACUUGGCGAUGAAAAUGGUCAAGCAUUAAAGUGGUCUUUAAAUGAUUCCUCAGUGACAAUUAACUUCCCGGAUAAGGCAAAAGUACUCAGUCAAUGGGCGUACGUGUUAAAAAUUGUUCCUGGAGCUAGUGUAGAAAAUAAGGACAAUAUAAUUUAG